CAAAUCACCAGUGCAGUACGCUAUAGACGUCCGGAUUGGACGUACGCGGUAUAGUGUCACCAACGACGUCUCUAAUGCAAUUGUUAACGCUAGUGAUGAACGAUUAGUUUCGUGAGAAGAUUUUUAUAUUUAAAAGUUAUAUAUAUAUAACCAGUAACAAUGAGACUCGAUGAAAAAAAAGGUUCCAUCGUCUUGGACAACUUUAAUUCGACGGCUAAUUUAGCGUCGAAUCCAGGUUUUCAAUCGACGCUGAGCCUCGGCUCAAAGGAAGUUAUCAAUGAAAAGGCGUACAAUCCGUUCGAGCACAGAAAAGUAGAGCAUCCUAACUCAACGAUCGGGUCGUUGGUGCACUUACUGAAGUCUUCUUUGGGCUCAGGCAUUCUGGCAAUGCCGGCGGCCUUCAAGAAUGCAGGUCUUAUCAUUGGAGGCAUUGGGACAUUCGUAGUCGGAUUCAUUUGUACGCAUUGCGUUUAUAUUUUGGUGAAAACGUCGCAAGAAGUAUGUGUGGACGCUAAGAAACCUUCAAUGGGCUUUGCGGAGACUUGCGGUGCGGCUUUUGAAUUUGGACCUAAACCAUUACGACCUUGGGCUAAUUUUGCUAGGACCUUUGUGGAUUACGCAUUAACGUGUACUUACUUGGCCGCACUUUGCGUUUACAUUGUAUUCAUUGCUGAGAACUUCAAAGAGGUCUUAGAUGUAUACGCACCGGAAUACAAAUUAUCCGUGGAGACAUACUGCGCCCUGACAUUAGUGCCUCUAGUACUGAUCUGUCAGAUACGAAACUUGAAAUGGCUGGUACCAUUCUCUGCGAUAGCCAAUGUACUGCUCGUCAUUUGCUUCGCGAUCACUAUGUAUUAUAUCUUCGAAGAUCUACCUAAUCCGGCUGAAAGAGAGAUGGCAGCGAGUUUUACUCAAUGGCCACUGUUCAUGAGUACUGUGAUAUUUGCGAUGGAGGGCAUCGGUGUGGUGAUGCCGGUGGAGAACGAGAUGGCCAAGCCGGAGCAAUUCCUCGGUUGUCCGGGUGUACUCAACGUCGCUAUGACCAUUGUCAUCAGUCUCUACGGCGUUGUCGGCUUCUUCGGUUACAUCAGAUUCGGUGAUGAUGUCCGUGGAAGUGUCACACUAAAUCUACCACAAGAUGAAUUGUUGGCGCAAAGUGCAAAGAUUCUGAUGGCUUUGGCGAUCCUCUUCACAUACAGCCUGCAAUUCUACGUGCCCAUGGAGAUGAUCUGGCGGCAGAUUCACCACAAAAUAUCAGUCAAAUAUCAUAACAUCACCCAGAUAUCCAUUCGCACGGCUGCAGUUGUUGGUUCAGUUGCGCUGGCCGCGGCUUUUCCUGACCUCGAGUUAUUCAUCAGUCUUUGCGGUGCCAUCUUUCUGUCCAGUCUCGGUCUCCUCAUCCCAGCCGUGGUCGAGACCGUCCAUAAAUGGGACCGCGGUCUCGGUCAAUUCAACUGGAUCCUCUGGAAGAACAGCUUCAUCGCGAUCAUGUCUCUCGUUGCUCUCUUCGCCGGGUCUUACGUCUCUAUAACUGGUAUCGUAGAAAAAUUUAACGAACCAGUUCUCGAAAAACUAUUAAACGGUACUUUGAAUAGAGUAAAUGAGACUUUAGUGUCAACUUUAGAAAAUUAAUACAGAAAUUAUUAAUAGUAAUAACUAUGAA
Papilio machaon (common yellow swallowtail) is the source of this 1663-nucleotide messenger RNA. Its product is annotated as proton-coupled amino acid transporter-like protein pathetic. The transcript is spliced from 11 exons. Gene Ontology annotation, molecular function: amino acid transmembrane transporter activity. The coding region runs from base 160 to 1632 and encodes 490 amino acids. NCBI's taxonomy places the organism in Eukaryota, Metazoa, Arthropoda, Insecta, Lepidoptera, Papilionidae. Gene Ontology annotation, biological process: amino acid transmembrane transport. Gene Ontology annotation, cellular component: vacuolar membrane. The record is from RefSeq and is a predicted model, not a curated record.